Hylaeus anthracinus is the source of this 2153-nucleotide messenger RNA. RefSeq names its product venom serine carboxypeptidase. Lineage: Eukaryota; Metazoa; Arthropoda; Insecta; Hymenoptera; Colletidae. Gene Ontology annotation, molecular function: serine-type carboxypeptidase activity. The transcript is spliced from 2 exons. The record is from RefSeq and is a predicted model, not a curated record. Gene Ontology annotation, biological process: proteolysis. Bases 332 to 1747 code for a protein of 471 amino acids.
AAAGUAAUUGUGCUCUCAAAUGUCCAAAAAAAGUUGAAGUUCGUAUCUAAUUUUCAAUCUUAAGCUUAAGUCUAAGUUUUUUGAUGGAAGAUACAAAAAAUGUGGAUUAGAUAGUUUUCUAGAAAAUAUUUCAUCGAAAUCUAUAUUCGUCGUAUUGGUAACAUUGAUGAGUCGGUUGGAGAUUCGAUUUCUAGCGGGUCAUUAGGUCAGAUCAUGAUAACCAGUUACCAGGUCAUUGUCAACAACAAUUAGAGUUCUGUGUUAACUUUUUAAUCGGACAUUUAGGUCACAUUCACUCGUACUUAAUAACUGUUUUAUAAAGUGAAUUACAAUGAUCAAAAUCGUGUCUAUUCUACACAUUUUCGUUCUAAUUUCACUCACAAUCGAAAAUGGAAGAGGAUUUACGAACGUUUAUCCCAAAUUGAAGAGUUAUCCCAUUCGAGAUGGCGAUGAUACUGGAAAGCCUCUGUUCUUAACACCGUUAAUCGACAGCAAUCAAAUAGAUGAGGCUCGUAACAAAGCCAUUGUACAGCAUAAAGAAAUGGGCGAAGUUAACAGUUAUGCCGGUUACUUGACUGUCAAUAAAGAAUAUAAUUCAAACAUGUUCUUUUGGUUCUUCCCGGCUGUGCAUAACCCUAAAACUGCACCUAUAGUAUUGUGGUUACAAGGUGGGCCUGGGGCUACGUCUAUGUUUGGUUUAUUCAUGGAGAAUGGUCCAUUUAUCGUAACUGCAAACAAAACCCUUAAAAUGCGCAAGUAUUCUUGGAAUCAGGCUCAUAAUUUACUUUACAUCGACAAUCCUGUUGGUACUGGAUUCAGCUUUACUGACAAUGAUAAAGGAUAUGCCAUUAAUGAAACACAUGUGGGAAGGGAUGUUCAUACUAUGUUAGUACAAUUCUUUAAGUUAUUCCCUGAACUCCAGGGUAAUGACUUCUAUGUCACUGGUGAAUCUUAUGCUGGAAAAUAUGUACCUGCUGUAUCUCAUGCAAUCAAAGACUUUAACAUCAAGGCACAGACAAAAAUAAACUUAAAGGGUUUGGCAAUAGGAAAUGGUCUGACCGAUCCAGAGAAUCAAUUAUUGUAUGGAGAUUAUUUAUAUCAGUUGGGAUUGAUCGAUACAAAUGGAAGAGAUGUGUUUCAUAAAUAUGAAGAUAAAGGUCGAGAUUUGAUCCGACAAAAAAAAUAUGAAGAAGCCUUUGAACUAUUUGACACACUUCUGGAUGGUGAUUUAAUUGGUUAUCCUUCUUUAUUUAAAAAUCUAACUGGUUUUGAUUACUACUUCAACUAUUUACAUACCAAAGAUUCAGAUGAUGCUGACUACAUGUCAGAAUGGAUUCAAAGAGCAGAUGUGAGACGAGCUAUACAUGUUGGCAAUUGUACAUUUCAUGUUGAAGAUAAAACAGUAGAGAAACACUUACAAGGAGAUAUUAUGCAGUCACUGGCAAUUCUCAUAUCAGAUCUUACUCAACAUUACAGAGUUUUAAUAUACAAUGGCCAGCUUGAUAUUAUUGUGGCAUAUCCUCUAACAGAAAACUAUUUGCACAACUUAAAAUGGUCUGGGGCUGAAAAAUAUAAAACAGCCAAGAGGAAGAUGUGGUGGGUUGGAAAAGAGUUAGCUGGUUACUCAAAAACUGUUGAUAAUUUAACAGAAGUUUUGGUCAGAAAUGCUGGACACAUGGUUCCUUCAGAUCAGCCACUUUGGGCUCUCGAUCUUAUUACGCGUUUUACACACAAUAAACCAUUCUAAAUUAUUUUUGAAGUGUUUUGCUGAAAGUAUGUAAUAUCUCUGUAUAAUGGCUAUGUUCGUAUUGAAAGAGCUAUAAGGAUAUUUAAUUUUAAGGUAAAAGUAAUAUACAAUAAAACUCCAUAUAUCCGAACCGGCGACACCACAGUACUUAGUUACUUGAACACUUUGGUGAGCUUGUAUUAUCCAAACUCAGCUCACGCAACGUAUCGCUUAUGGGAAUUUGUGAACUUAAGUUAUAUGAACUAUCCAGUUGCUAGAACCUUUGACCCCCGACCAAUUCGGAUACACGGAGUUUAACUGUAUACACGCAAUAAGAAUGCGCAUACUAUACUUAAUUCUAUAAUAGAAGAACUAAUAAACAUUUAUUGAUAAUAAAAAGUGUAUAUAAGCAUCUUAUUAUUAUUGA